AGACACUCCGAAAAUUGUAUAAAUUAAGUUUUACCAGAGGACUGAGUGUCAACAAAAAAAUCAGAAGGGAAUAUCCGGUUUGAUUAAGUCAAACCGAGAGAUAAGGCGAACGAUAAGGGGUUAACCAUAACGUCAAAUGUCCAGUGAUGACCAGUCUUCAGGUCUUUUAUCCGUGACUCCGAACCCAAAGUGUAAACCCAGUGAUUGUGACUCGAAAAAAGUGAUCAGUUGGUUCACUCCUUAUUACAAUACCAAAUGUUGUGGCACUCCCAUUGAUCCUGAGUUAUUCAAUAUUUUCGAGGAUUUUAUUCAAAACAAUGGAUGCAAAUAUUGCAACUGUAGUGAUGCUCGACGAGGGGACUAGCGACGAGGGCGAAACGGGGAUUGGGCUCAAAAGGGUCAGGCGGGUUAGUGACGUCAUUGACAGUAUUGGGGAGCCAGGCGAAGAGGUGCCCUCGGGGUACUGCACCCCAAGGACUACGGAGACUGAUAAUGAAGUGUUUUUGGAAUCACCGGAGCAGGAUACACCAGAGUCGGUUGCUGUUUUUAAACCGGACUGGUUGACCCAGAAGAAGACUUCGGAUCUUCUGGAUGCUGGACUGUCAUCGUUACACUCGUGCUCACAGGAGGCCGCAGAUUUGUCACAGCUCAGUUCACUCUGUGUGGAAAAUAAUGGUCUAUUAAUUAUGGCCAGUGGCGCAAGUGGCGUCUCCGCAACGAUGACAGUCCACAAAGACGCGAAUGAAUACAAUAUGAGCCACAAGUAUCGAGGGAAAUGCAUCGUCUUCAAUCACGACGUCUUCGACACUGGAUUUCCCUUCAGGGAGGGUUCUGUACUCGACGCGAAGAGGAUUGACAAAACGUUCAGUAAUCUGGGGUUCGAGGUGGAAAUCUUGGAGAAUUUAGAACACUCCAAAGUUAUUGAGAAAAUUAACGAAUUGAGUGCCGAAGAUCAUUCUGACAACGAUUGCAUUUGUAUAUUCAUGCUGACCCAUGGACUAGAGCCAGACCUGAUUUUCGCUAAGGAUGUGGCGUAUAACGCGGAGAAAUUGUGGAAGCCCUUCACUGCUGACAAAUGUCCAACUCUGGCAGGAAAACCAAAGCUCUUCUUCUUUCAGGCAUGCAGGGGAAAAUUAUUGGACGCAGGCGUUGAAUUGAAGCAUUCCCGAUUAGCUCCAUGCAGGACUGAAGUAGAUUCCGCUACCACUUCUUAUACAUUGCCUACCCAUGCUGAUUUUCUUAUUGCUCACAGCACAGUUCAAGGCCACUACUCUUGGAGAAAUCCCGAUUGUGGCACCUGGUUCAUCCAGUGUCUCUGUGAUGCAAUAGACGAGCAUCACCAAACGACUCAUUUACAAAAAAUCCUCACGAUUUGCUCAAGACGAAUUGCCACCGAUUUCGCGUCCUACAAUGAUCUCUACCCCACGGCUAACGAUCAAAAGCAAGUGCCUUCAAUCACCUCGAUGCUCAUAAGAGACAUCUACUUCACUCCGAAGUAAACCACCCACGAGAAUAAUUCAUUAUCAUUUUUUCGUUUUCAUUUCCUACUUUACUUAUGAAUCAAUUAAUCAUUUUUUAUUUGUACAAAUAAUUUGUUCGAUAGUAAAUGAAAUUUAUUACUAUUGGAUUUUUUGGUAGAAAAAUACUGAAUUCACAUCGUUGUUCGUUUUAUGCGUUGAAUUUAUGAGAAAAGAGUUUCGUUCUGAUUUAAUUACUUGGAGAUUUAAUAAAGUUUACGACUGGCAUUUAUCGUUAUUAAAUCAAUUACAU
Messenger RNA from Diachasma alloeum, 1770 nucleotides. RefSeq names its product caspase-1. The transcript is spliced from 7 exons. Gene Ontology annotation, biological process: proteolysis; apoptotic process. Bases 318 to 1499 code for a protein of 393 amino acids. NCBI's taxonomy places the organism in Eukaryota, Metazoa, Arthropoda, Insecta, Hymenoptera, Braconidae. Gene Ontology annotation, cellular component: cytoplasm. The record is from RefSeq and is a predicted model, not a curated record.